Mesocricetus auratus (golden hamster) is the source of this 1936-nucleotide messenger RNA. RefSeq names its product out at first homolog (gene Oaf). The coding region runs from base 394 to 1236 and encodes 280 amino acids. The transcript is spliced from 4 exons. The record is from RefSeq and is a predicted model, not a curated record. Lineage: Eukaryota; Metazoa; Chordata; Mammalia; Rodentia; Cricetidae.
UCCCGCCCCUUUCUGGGCCACAGCGGUCCCUUUAAGGGCCAAGAGGUGCGCGGUCUCUUUAAGGCAGGUCCUGGUGGUUUCUGUUUUCUGAAGGAAGUGACGGGGGGUGGGAUUGAAUGAAAAGUGCUGAACGGAGUCGGGAGCUCAGGAGUUCGGGCGGCUGGGGCCGCGGCGACUGGGGGACACGCACCGGAGUGGGGGCACUGUCCGCGACUCGGGGUGCGUGGCUGAUCGCGGCCCACGUGCGUUGGCAGCACGUCGUGGGGACAUCGGGAUUGAGUCUCCCCUCUUGAGGAGGCGACUGCCGGGAAUCCCAGGACCGGACCCCUAACUUCGGGCGAACUUUGUAGGCGCGUGUCCCCUCCCCCACGCGGCGCGCCGGGGCCCCCGGGGAUGCGGCCCCCCGGCCGCCGCGACGUCCCCUCGGCGCGCCCCGCGCUGCCGCUGCUGCUGCUGCUACUGUCGCCGCUGCUGCUUGGGGCGCCGCGCGGCGUGGGAGCGGGGAGCGGCGUGCCAGCAGAGCUGCGGGUCCGUGUGAGGCUGCCCGACGGCCAGGUGACAGAGGAGAGCCUGCAGGCGGACAGCGACGCCGACAGCAUCAGCCUCGAGCUGCGCAAACCCGACGGCACCCUCAUCUCCUUCACCGCGGAUUUCAAGAAGGAUGUGAAGAUCUUCCGAGCCCUGAUCCUGGGGGAGCUGGAGAAGGGGCAGAGUCAGUUCCAGGCGCUGUGCUUUGUCACCCGGCUGCACCACAAUGAGAUCAUCCCCAGUGAUGCUAUGGCCAAGCUCCGGCAGAAAAACCCCCGCGCGGUGAGGCAGGCUGAAGAAGUGCGGGGUCUGGAACAGCUCCACAUGGACGUCGCCGUGAACUUCAGCCAGGGGGGCCUGCUGAGUCCUCAUCUCCACAAUGUCUGCGCUGAGGCCACUGACGCCAUCUACACCCGCCAGGAAGAUGUCCAGUUCUGGACGGAGCGAGGCGUGGACAGUUCCGUGUUCGAGGCCCUGCCCAAGGAACAGACGGAGUUGCCUCGCUGUGCGCAAGUGAGAGACCGAGGAAAGCCCUGCGCCUGCCGCUACAGUCUGAGCCUGGCCUGGUAUCCUUGCUUGCUCAAGUACUGCCACAGCCGCGACCGGCCGGCACCCUACAAGUGUGGCAUCCGGAGCUGCAGGAAAAACUACAGCUUUGACUUCUAUGUACCUCAGAAGCAGCUGUGCCUCUGGGAUGAGGACCCCUGACUGGGGGGAGCAAAGAACCGCUCGGACCCGCAAGUUCUUCACUGGCCACCAGAGGGCGUGGCAACCCUAUCUGGGGCCUCAGGUCCUUUCCUGUGCCUCUGAUGCUGAAGCCGUGACCUCAUCUGCAUGACUGUGAAAGGGUGUCACCCAGCAGGGCCAAGCUUGGGCAGCCCCAAUGCCUACCCGUGCCCAUCUGGGGGACGGAGGGGGGUAAACCAUUCUCCAGACUAGUGCCCUCCCUCUUCACGUCCCCCGAAACGUCCCACGUACGUGUAAUGAAAAUGAACCGGCCUGGGCUUCUUUCGUGGGACUUGUUCCAGGGGUGUGUUCCUGCAUCACACCUUCCCACCAGCAAGGGGACCACUGACCAGGGAGGGACUUCUGGGGACUCAUGCCCCAGCUCCCGUGUCUGAAGUGCCUUUUCUGCCCCCGGGGGCAAUGGAGAACAGGGAGACCGCUGCCCCUGAGACUGCCACAUGUGCCUUUCCUGGGACCCAACUUGGAUUCGUCAGCACACACCAAUUCUUCCUCCCGUUGGACUGGAGAAGGAUUUUGGCAAGGCUCUGUUGGACUGGAGAAGGAUUUUGGCAAGGCUCUGGGGCAGGAAGGGAGUAUGAAGUACAAGGAAAACUUGAAUUCCAGAUUUUUAAUACAAAAUAUUUAUCAUUUGUACAAGAAAUAAAAGUUUUCUCUCACCUAA